AUGAGUUCUUUCGCAGGAAAAUCUACAGAUUUGGCCUCAAAGGCUAAGAAAUACAUGUCGAGCCCAGGCUCUGUUCAUAACGAAGAUCAAAAUUUCAGUAAUACUGAGCAAAACCGAACUGGUGGAAACUUUGAUAGCCGCUAUGGAAAUGAAGAACGCGGAUACAGUAAUGCCGAUCACAACGCUGCUCCCGAAUAUUCUCACCCUUCUCAAGGUGAUCCUUAUAGCGGACAGACAGCAGACACUGGCCGUGGAUACUCUUCACAAAGAGCCAAUGCCGGUUCUGGUUCUGGUUCCGGACAAAGAUACGGCAAAAGUGAAGGAUACGGUAAGAGUCAAGGAUACGACUCUGACUUAGGUAGUGGAAGUAAGGCCGAUUAUGGUGGCUCCGGUCAAGGUUACGCCCAGAACACUCAAUACGGCUCUGGUCAAGGAACCGAUGACUACGGUGAAAGCUACGGACGUGGAGGCGGUGUUGGUUCUUAUGGAAACACUGGUUCCACAGUCGGUGCCUACAGCACUGGCGACGACUACGGCACUGGUGGUGAUUCUUAUGGCUCUACCGGUGAUUACAGAGGUGGUAACUACAGCACUUCUGGUGGUGGUUACGGCUCCGGUGCCGAUACUUACGGAUCCACUGGCGGUUCCAAAGGCGGUAGCUACGGCGGUGCUGGCGACUAUGGUGCCGGCGAUGAUUCUUAUGGAUCCACUGGCGGAGCACUGGCGACGACUACGGCACUGGUGGUGAUUAUGGUGGUGGCAGAGGUGCAAACACAUACAACGCAUCUGAUCAACCCACUACUGGAGCUAGCCAAGGAAACUACAAUACUACCGGUGAGCAAUGCUGACAACUUGGGUGAAGAGGGACAAUAUGGCUCUAAAGCCGAUCAAUCCGCUGGCGGUUCCAAGGGUGAAGGCUACAACGCUGGUAAAUACACCACAGACCCUACCUCCACCUCCAGCAGAGCGGGAGGUGCUGAUAACGCCGGUCAAAACUUGAGUCAAAGUGGAGGUCAAAAGUUAGACCAGGCUGGCAACACCACCCAAGGCGGAAAGAGUGCCGCUCAAGGUGGUAAGUCUCAAGCUCAGGAUUUGGGCAACGAUGUUCAACACCACGCUUCUUUCGCCUCAAGAAUGAAGGGAGGCGUCGAGAAGAUGUUUGGUAAAAUGACUCGUGAUGAUGAACUCGUCCAAAAGGGAGAAACCAUGAAGUCAGGCGGAAGCCGCUUGUAA
This is a messenger RNA of Schizosaccharomyces octosporus yFS286, 1233 nucleotides long. RefSeq lists its product as uncharacterized. Lineage: Eukaryota; Fungi; Ascomycota; Schizosaccharomycetes; Schizosaccharomycetales; Schizosaccharomycetaceae. The transcript is spliced from 2 exons. Bases 1 to 1233 code for a protein of 410 amino acids. The record is from RefSeq and is a predicted model, not a curated record.